Schistosoma turkestanicum is the source of this 3552-nucleotide messenger RNA. The record is from the annotation of a GenBank genome assembly. Lineage: Eukaryota; Metazoa; Platyhelminthes; Trematoda; Strigeidida; Schistosomatidae.
CUCGCUCGCGUAAAAGAUAUUGGCUAUUGUAUAAAAAGUUAAUAGCGCUAAGAUUGGGUAUUGCGGUACUUUGUGACUCUAACGAUCUGUAACUCUAUUUAUGAGUACUUUCAUGCAUGAAGCUAGUCACAAAGUGAUAUUUAUUUCUUAAAAAUCUAAAUCAUACUACGAAGAGUGUAUUCGCAUGGUCCGAUACUUAUAAGUGAUCCGGAUAUUCAAAUCCCUGCCUUAAAUAAAGUAAUCAAAAAUCUUGAUAUGAGUUCAAAUAUUUCAUUUGGCACGACCAACAGUUCUAACUCCCAAUGCAUUUACUUCGAAAACAUCCAGUUUUUUUCUCCAAAGGUCAGUAUGUCGUCAUGGAAUAAAACCGAAGUGAACAAAUAUUUUCAUGUUAUUGAAAAUUACUCGGCAGACUAUUUUACUGUCGUUAAUUUAUUAAUCCCACCCCACAGAAAUGGAAUGCUGUGCAUUAAAGAUUCAAAUACGAACAAACAACUAAUUUGUUUCCCACUUAAUGAGGUCAAAAACUUAUCGAAGGGAUCCGACCCUGCUACAGCAAAUUACAUUUUAUUGACUCAUAGUACUUCAUCAUCAAGCAACGAAGCGAUAGAUCCUUCUUCAGAAGAGCCGCUAAACAUAUAUCUGACACAUAUAUUACGUUGUCCGACAUAUCACUGGACAUUGAGGAUAAUUGAUGUCAUCCGUAGAAUUAUUACUGAAGAAAGCGAAUCUAGUACUAUUAGAUCAAGUGUAUGGGAGCCACAAAGUAUUACUUUGCGUUUACAUUUGGAUAUAAGAGAAGAUGACGGAUCAGGUAAUAAUUUUACUCCUGUACCAAAAGAAAAAUCAGAAUUAUUUAAAAUGCGAAAGAGUACAGCUAAAAGACUAUUUGUUGGUGUUAAUCAAUUAGAUGGCCAUGUUUACUUACCAAUAAAUGGGAUUCUAGAUGUAUGCCUGGGUUAUGGUCGUUAUUUAUCGGAAAAUGAACUAACCUAUUUGGGAGGCGAAGAAAAUAUGACGCAAGGAGAAGCAUCGUCUAAUAUUUUAAGCGGAACUACAUUUUCUACUUGGACUGAUUGGCCAUCAAAUCAUAACCAGUUUGCUAUGUUUGAUGUCAUUGGAAGUCGUGAUGAGUGUAUAUUCUUCACGAUAGUUGUACAUCUACUUAUUAAUAAACUUAAAGAACCGUUAACUCUGCGACGAAUCUGUCGAGCACGUGUUUAUAAGACGGAUGAAACAUUUUGGCUCAGUUUAGAUAGAAAGCCUGUUGUAGAAGACUAUACUAUUCAAUUAACUGAGAGUAUAGAUGAAAACGGAAAUUUACACGCUGGUAAAAUAAUAAAGAUUUCCAAUGUUUCUGCAUUUCAUCCAGAACAUAACCAACCAAUUAUUUCAUCAGUUGUUGAUCAAGCUGAAGAUAGUGACAAUGAACCGUUGAUGAGCGGUAAUGGAAUUGUAUCGAGAGAGGUUACAGAUGACCAGCUACUUCUUGAAUGGGGUCAUUUAGUUACUGAAUGGCAUAAUAAAGUCAAACAUGACCAAACUAAUGGUCUCGGUUUAUCUACAAGUUCUUUGAGAAUAGAAUUAUUACAUAGUGGUUGUUCUGGUCCACAUAUUUCUCAUUUAGGUUCUGCAUUUUGUCAACGAAUUAAAAAACUAGUUAGUCGUGGUAUUCCAGAUGCUUUAAGAGCUGAAGUUUGGCAAUUAUUAUCCGGAUGUCCUGCUGACGAAAGUGGAUUAAUGGAUGCUUAUCGAAUUCUCAUUACCAAACCUUGUAAACAUGAUGAAGUUAUACGUCGUGAUUUAGCACGUACAUUUCCAGCUCAUAGUUUCUUUCGUGAUAAAAUUGGACAGGAAAGUCUUUUUCUUGUUAGUCGUGCUUACGCUCUAUACGAUGAAGAAGUUGGUUAUUGUCAGGGGUUGACAUUUUUCGCCGCUGUGUUAUUACUUCAUAUGCCAGUAGAACAAGCAUUCACAUUAUUAGUACAAGUGAAUAAUAAUUAUGGAGUUAGAGAAUUUUUCCUAAAUGACUUUGAUGGAUUACACCUGCGAUUGUAUCAAUUGGAUCGUAUAAUUCAGGAUCAAUUGCCAGAUGUUGCAAAACAUUUUAAUGAUCUUGGCUUAGAAACUCACAUGUUCGCUAGUCAAUGGUUUUUAACAUUGUUCACAGCGAAAUUUCCAUUAAAUGUUGUCUUUCAUAUUGUUGAUCUAUUUCUAACUGAAGGUUUAAUAUUCAUAUUCAAAGUAUCUUUAGCACUUUUACAACUGGCUAGACGUGAUUUACUCGGUUUGGACUUUGAAGGUGUUCUGAAGUAUUUACGCGUUACAAUGCCAAAAAAAUAUUUAGCCCAUGAUGCUAAUCAAGAACUCCUUAGUGUUGCAUUGUCGGCUAAAGUUACUUCUCCAAAAUUAAAAAAAUAUGCCAAAGAAUGGAUAACAAAGAGAGCUCAAGAAAAAAUGAUUGAAUCACCUCUACAUGUUAUGGAAUGUCAAUUGGCAUCAUUACGACGAGAAGUUGCUCGAUUAGAACAUGAAAAUGAAUCUCUAGCUACUGGUCUUUUAUCAAGUAAAACAUCAAUGCAUAAACAAGUUGAUCGGUUAGAAGAUGAAGCUGAAAUAUUAACUCGAGAAUUAUUCGCUUCCAGACAAGAUUUUCAUGAUGCUUUAGAAGAAAAAGCUCAUUUAGAAAAUGAAGUACUACAAGUGAAAAAAAUGUUUCGUUGUGCACUUGAAGAAAAUUCCCUUGAAUUAGAAAGGCAUCGAAAUAUUUUUACUUGUUAUCAAACAAUUAUCAAAGAAUUAAAUAAUUAUUUAGUGAAAAAUCAUGAAAACUAUCCAAUCGAUUCCUCAACUGUUGACCCCUAUAAACGUGACCCAUUAUUUUUGGAUUUAACUUUUGAUCUAAUAAAACAAGCAUUCCUUUGUAAAGAAUGCUCACCUAUUGUCAAUAAUUAUAUUCAAAAAAUAAAUAGUAUAAAUUUCACAGAAGAUAUAAAUACUCCUGUACCGAUUAAAGACGAAGAAAUUGAUAUUGCAACCAAUAAUAACAAUGCAGAUAAUCAAAAUAAUGAUCAUUUCAAUAAUAAAUCGGACACAAUCAUUAACGGUAAUCUUACAAAAAGACAAGCAAUCAUAUCUAUUCUUGAUAAGUUCAAAUUAUUGAAUACAACUAACAAUUGUCAUUCGCCAUCAUUGAAAGUGGUGCCAGAAUUAAAUGGAAAUAAAUCAAUGGAGGAAUCCAUCACCGGUAAUACAACGAAUGAAAAGAAUUGUGAGAUUUCAUCACACUAACUAACACUUAUCUACUUGAGAUUCUGUAAAUAUAUACAUAUAUUUAUAUCUAUCUAUCUAUCACUUUACAUGUAUUUAUCCUAUCGCUUUGCAUAUUUAUAAAUUAGAAAUAAUUUCAAUGAACAAUAUGUUCGUGAUUAUGUUAUCUGAAUUUAUUCACUAAUCUAUUGUCACAAUUAUUAUCAAUAUUUUUUAUUGUCGUUCUGAUCAAUCUAAUCUUCUCUAAUUUAUCUUUUUUCGUUGUUAUUAAGAAAAUAGAGG